AGCGAAAGUGUUUCCACGUUUGUUCAACUCGGUUGCGUUGGGGGUUUUCGACUCGAAUGGCGGACCUCAUGACGGACAGUCCACUGGGCUCACGGACCCCGAGCCCCUUCUCUGCGCUCUCCGUCCUCGACGCUGAGUCGGUCUCGGUGGCAGGGGCGUCCUCGGUCUCAGAAGCCAGGUUGCCCGUGGUCGCGCCCACCGCCUCGACGACAGCGAGCAGCGGCUUCUACCGCUCCGAUGCGACGUUCAACCCCACCGUCACGCCCUUUACUUCCACUGCAAAUGCGGACCUCACGAGCCGCGUCGCACGCAUGGCAUACCGGAGCGUCCCGCCGUCCGCGAGUGCGGCCGGGGGGAAGAUGGUCACCCUCUUCGACGCCGCGAUACCGAAAGCCCCGAUACCGCCAUACGACGGGACGGUCAUCCACCCUCCUUUCAAGGCACUGCCCGGCGGAUUUGCGGUCCCCGACGGGCUGAUGAGCUAUACGAUCAUGCACGACCACCCGACGUGGUACCUGGAUGUCGAGGACUACGUGACGCUCGAUGCGCCGGAAGGGACUAUGAUGGGGCAGAGGAUGGACGGGCCGAUGAUGCGGGUGCGGUAUCCGAGAGAUCUCGAGCCGCCACGGCCGAAGAGGCAGAAGGAGCUGCUGCUCCGCUGCACAUUUUGCCCCAGGACGUACGCCGGCGUGAACGCGAAGAGCAUGUGGACAAGACAUGUGAGGGAGAAACACAGGGUUGUGCUGAGCAAGGCAUGGGUGGAUUCGGCCACGUCGAUCAAGAGAACACCCGCCGCAAAAAACAUUACACCUGCACCACACACAGCCGCUGACGAGGCCCCAGUGAUCAAACCUGUAAAACCGCCAGUGGCUAAAGCCGUGCCGCCCCCGCCACCUCUUGUGUUGACCAUUCCAGCGCCUCCGCCUCGAGGGAAACCAGGCCCGAAACCCAAGGUCAAGACAGGCCCGAAGCCAGCCCCAAAGCCAGCCUCAAAGCCGGCUGUGAAACCGGGCCCGAAACCCGCCUCGAAAACAGUGAAACCGGUGGCAUCGCCAGCGAAGCCGAAAAAAGACAAAGAGAGACCGACCGGACAGAAGAUCAUCAUCCCGGCCCGGCGAGCGGUGGCACCUCCCGAACCACCGGUAACACCGAAAGUGGUCUAUGUUGCGAGUACGACAUCGCCGCGGGAUGUGCCGUCGUCGCCUACACUGCGCCCGACGGCCGUCGUGGCUCCGGUGCCUGCUGAGCCGCCAGAGCUGUGGGUGAAGUCGCUCUCGCCACCGCCACCGGAAGGGAUUUUACCGCCGAGACUGCGAGCCCGACAAAGUCUGGUCAUCUCUGCAGAAAUCAGGGAGGAAAGUUCUCCUUCGACCCAGGAUGGGAUGGACGUCGAUCCAACCGAGAGUUUCAUUGCUCAGUCGGACGAUGACAUGGACAUGGAUCUCGAAGACGACGAAGACGAAGUAGAGGCCAUCGUGCAGGAUACAUCUGCCGACGAAGACGAGGUGGAGAACGAGGACGACGAUCCAUUCUCCUUGUCUUCGCUCUUCUCGCUCUCUUCUCGGCCACACGUGAUCUCCUUGGCGGCCGAUGAUGUUACCGAAGACAUCGAAUUUCUGGACCUGGAAGCGGCACCGGCUUCAGAUUCCGAGCCGUCUCCGCUGGGGCUCCUCAAAAUCUCGUCGAUGAAUUAUCUCAUUGACCGGGCGCUCGUGGUUUCCCCUCCCCCGAGCCCAAUUCUUCCUUUCGAGCGGGAUUUCACUCCCGAAUUGGGCUCGAGAGAACUGCACACGCGGGCUCUCGAGGCACCCGCUACCGUCUUGCAGCCAAUGGACUCCGAUGAUUUAAUCGGGUUGAAGGUGCAGAACAUGGAUCCGGCGCUCAAAGCCAGACUUUGGAGUCAUCUCGGAGAGCAACUCGGUGUCCGGCCCGGCGAUGUCGCAGGACCCGGUAAACGGGACGAGCCUGCGAGGCCUCCUCCGACCUCGCCCCCGUCGCUCGUUGAUCAUAGCAUGUCUGUGCCUCCGGCCCAUCUGGACCCCGACAUCGCCGCUCUCAUCACCGGAUUCAGACAGCGCACAAUGACUGCCUUUGAGAUGGAUCUUGCGGCGCAGGCUCAGGCGAUCCUUGGACAAGUCGCGGAUCAAGUCGUCAUUCCACUGCAAGCGAUGCUGACUGCGCAGCUGAAGGACGCGGUCCUUGGCUCGGGAAUGGGCGGGCUGAUGGCCCAUGCACUGGCUGUACAGGAGGAGGAGGGCGAAGUCGAGUUCGAGUGGAGAAGGCGUGUUCUCGAGCGGGAGAUGCAUGUGCUUGGUUAUGAGCUUCUUGAAGAGCAGGAUGAGGAUGAGGAAAUGCCGCUGGCUCCGAUGAAUGAGUUGUCCGCUGUCGCUGGAUAAUAGUCCGCGAACAGCCUCUUUGUUGCUCACUAAGUAUAAUAAUUGAAUGUAAUGUAGCAAGUAGUCCUUCUCAUUGUUUCCACUGUCGCUCUCCCUCGCACAGCGCGCAGUUCUGUUUUUGAAUCCGGGUUGCUGAAUAAUUUUUCGUUGGAACACAUCUGCUGCCUGCGUCCUAUACGAAAC
Molecule: messenger RNA, 2579 nt
Organism: Mycena citricolor
Lineage: Eukaryota; Fungi; Basidiomycota; Agaricomycetes; Agaricales; Mycenaceae
Source: the annotation of a GenBank genome assembly